AACCACUUGCUUUAUUUUUUCCUUGCUUCUUGAACAAAAUCCAGUCCACCUUCACUUGAGUCAACCCUCUCAGUCAUUUCAACUCAACUUAGGUAUUUCCCGGAUCCCACGCCCCGUAUCUCUCGUAUGGCUGCCCGAUGACGAUCGACACUUCUUCUUGGCGCUCUCUUCGGCUUCUCCGCGCCUCUUGUUUGUUUGUCUCCCAGCCUCCUCCUCCUCCUCCUCCUUCUUCUUCUUCUUCUUCUUCUCCUCGUUCUUCGCCUUCUUCUGGCCUAACUCUUUCGUUAUUUGGCCUCUAUCGUCCUUAUUCUUUGAAGCGCACAAAUACCUGUGCAGGGUCAUUCUGCCUCUGAAACUUUCCCUUCACGUUCCAUGCCGAAGGUCGACGCCGCGGGGGACGGAGAGGCUGUUUCGGGGCUGCCUCGAGCGCCCGUCGAGGCUCGCUCACUAUCCUCAAUCACUGCCAUCGCCUCGAAUCCUCCCGCCUACCCCCGCAACCCAGCGCAAAAGAAGUUGGAUCCCCUGGUCCUGUACAUCGUGCGUGUGCCCGGUAGUAGAGAUGUUUUCCUCACUCCUUUGAAACCCCCGACCAAAUCGAGUGUCUCCGCAGAGGCCAUCAAUGCCUCCCUCUAUUAUCUGCACGUCGCCACUCCCGAAGACGAGGCCCUUCUCCAGGAAUAUGAGCAGGAGCGCGCAGAGGAGGCAAGGAAGCGCAAGGAAACCCAGGAGGAUGAUCCAGAUGCACCUCUUGCAAGCCCACCGCAUCUGGUGCGACUGAACAACGUUCGGCGCAAGCCUGUGCCAGGUGGUGCGAAUGCGGCGGCCUCGCCCAAGCUAGAAGCCGCUGUCGCAUCGCCUCCUCUUUCAGCUCGUCCUCUCCCAACCUCAUGGCAGUCGCAAGAAGAUCAGUCCCCGUCACAGACACCGAAUACCCUACAACGUCCGUAUCUUCCCUUUCGUCCUAGCUUUCAAGGCACUACACCUGGAGAACCCUCGCUACCUACACCCCCGCCCCACCUGUCACUUGAUGAUCGCGAAAGCAUCCUGCAGCUCGCUACUAGAAAUCCUUAUGGAGAUUGCACGUCCACGGUGGAGAAUAUGCAUCCACAUACGCAGCUUCCUGCUGCCCCGCAAGGGGAGCCUGCAGCCGGUGACACUGGUCAGGCGAGGAGACCUAAUCGGUGGAGCGCGGCGUUGUCGGGGUACAUAUCUCGUGGCCAGGAAAGCUGGAAGGAGAAGUACGAGGCGUUGCCGUCCAAUCGCAAUAGCUUAGACACUAGACGUCCUCGGAUGCGACCUGAGAUCCGGCCUCAUUCUGCACAUGGCAGUCCCUCGCAUUCCUUUCAGGGAUCGCCCGCACGGAGUCCAGGGCACUCUCCAAGUCGGAGACCGCAGGAGCAUCAACCACCCCGUGACAUCCCCGGAUUUCACAUCACCGUGAUUCGGCGCGAUCCAACACAUGGCAGUCAGUGGAAUGUUGCGACAAUCUCCACUCCACGCCUAGAUGGUAGCGCAUUUGACAUCGAGAUCUCUACUCCGGGUUACAAUCGAUUCUUAGCGCAGGACGAGCCCUUCUCUCUUGCCAGUUUGGGAGUGAACCUUUCCAAAGCUAACGGACGACCGCCGUCGCUGGCAUCCUUCAAGCUUCCGGCUUCGAUUCCACCGGGCUUCAUGGACCCCAUUCCCAGUCCCAAUCCUACGUCCGGGGUGAACAACCCUUCACAACCUCGGCGAUUCCGCCGCAAGCUCUGCGUUUCUCGGCCAUAUUUCCAAGACGAGCCCCGAGGAGGCUCUCUGGACUUGAACCGUGCGGCGCCUGACCAUGGUGGAAGCGGCAGUCCGUCCAAGGCACUGCAUUCGGGCAUGUCCAAGCUCAAGAGCGGCUACUACACAUUCACAUCUCCAUGGAACGGCAUCUGCACUUUCUCAACCAGCGUCAACGGCCGCAGCCUGAAAUGCAAGCAUAUGAUUCCCACGCACGGGGCCCCGCAUCACUCUCAUAGCCGAAGCAACGACAGCCAUCCUAACCCCUUUCCCUCUUCUACCUCGGCCGCCCAACAACCCGAGUCCCCCGCUGUCACCGUUGCUGAAAUCCGCUUCAACACGCCCUUCCAGGCCGGUCACAUCCAUCAACCACCGGGUCCGUCCCAUCACUCCCCCUUUGCCCUCAGUCAAACCACCCCCUUCCGCGACCUCUCCAACCCCCAACAAUUUACCCCGCCCGGUGAACCUAGCUACCUCGCCUCUCCACAAACCCCGACCUCCGCUACUUCGACAACCUCCAAACGCAACUCCCUCGCGCAAUUCCUCAACCCAAACACCUACACUCGUCCCCGUGCUCGCUCCGGCGCUAGUACCUCGAGUAUAGGAACCAGCGCUGCGAACGUAGGAGAUCACCCGCCCAAACAGCACUACCACAAACAACAACAUACCCGCAACCCAUCAGCUAGCAGCACCAGCAGCGGCGCGGGGGACCCAUUCGACGACCCCCACCACGUCAAGAAAAGGGAAACCCUCCUGCACCACCGCCGCGCCAGCGAAGACGAGCGGCUGGAUUUCUCUCUGGCUCGCGAACGCGCCGGUGGAGGCAUGCGCGGUAAGUCCGCCAAGCUCGGGAAGUUGGUCAUUGAGGACGAAGGCAUCAAGAUGCUGGACCUGGUUGUCGCCGCCUGCAUGGCGGUCUGGUGGCGGGGGUAUUAUUAUUGAGCUUCGAGAUUCGCCGGGGGCCCGGGAACGGGGACUGGACGGGGCCCCGGGGCGGGUUGCAGUCAACCACCCCUCGUCCUCUUCCGCCCCGCCCCCCUCUCCCGCCUGGGAAUACUCCAAUUGGGUUCUUAUGACUUGUCAUCUCCAUGCUUUUUGAAUCUAAACAGUCUCUGUGUAUCUGUGUCAUCUUACCGAUUUUGACCAUGGAAUGUCAGUUUUUAGGGGUUGGGCGAACUAUUUGGAUGAUAUUGACUCCGGCUUGGAAGGUGGAUUUGAUUGCUUUCACGUGAAGUAAUCAGUGGUUUGGUGGAAGGCCAGGUUGUGGCUGAUGUGUAUAGUAUAGUAGAAUACCAAUAGUACUUAUGACUGAUG
This is a messenger RNA of Aspergillus saccharolyticus JOP 1030-1, 3078 nucleotides long. RefSeq lists its product as uncharacterized. Lineage: Eukaryota; Fungi; Ascomycota; Eurotiomycetes; Eurotiales; Aspergillaceae. The record is from RefSeq and is a predicted model, not a curated record. The transcript has 2 exons. Bases 373 to 2706 code for a protein of 777 amino acids.